Molecule: messenger RNA, 1602 nt
Organism: Diospyros lotus (date-plum)
Lineage: Eukaryota; Viridiplantae; Streptophyta; Magnoliopsida; Ericales; Ebenaceae
Product: O-fucosyltransferase 37
Exons: 6
Coding region: 1-1602 (533 amino acids)
Cellular component (GO): cytoplasm
Source: RefSeq, a predicted model, not a curated record
AUGACGAGCACCGGAGACCCCAAGAAUCUACUCAUCACCCUGAACCCACAAAUUUUCCUGCACUUUCCGUCACUUUCUCAUCUCAGUUCACUGAUUUUCCCGCCCAAGAAAAUCCCAAGAAACCACCAUCUCUGUUCUCCUCUCUGCCUCUCCAUCAUCUCUGUCUCACUCUCUCUGCUCAUCUUGAUCAUUUUCCUGGGAAUUUCAGCCCCUUUCUUCAGACCCAUUUCUCAGAAUUCAUCUCCCCUGUUCUUUGCCUCUCUUUCAGCCAUUGUUUCAGACUCCAAUGAAGAUCAGCCAACGCUGUCAAGAAGCGCAAUGGCGCCGUUGCCGGAUCACGGGAUUGCCCGGAAUCUGUCCGAGGACGAGAGGCGGUUCUGGCAGCAGCCGGACGGGGAAGGCUACCGGCCGUGCCUCCAUUUUAGCAUCGAGUACCGUAAAGCAUCGGAGAGGAUUUCCAGGGAGAAGAACAGGCUCUUGGUGGUGAGGCUCUCUGGAGGACUCAACCAGAAGAGGAAUCAGAUCAUUGAAGCAGUUGUGAUCGCCAGAAUCCUCGAGGCUGCCCUGUUCCUGCCAGUUCCUGAAUUCUCUGAGAUCUUUGAUGCUGAACAUCUUAGAAAGACUCUACAAGCCGAUGUUCGAGUUGUGUCGGUUCUUCCUUCCAUGUAUUUGGCUUCAAGAGCAGCUGUUGAAGCUCAAAUUCCUCACAACGUUCCUCCAUUUUGGAUCCGUGCCAGGUUCUUCAAACAACUCGAUGAAGAAGGCCUCCUCGUACUGAAAGGGUUAGAUUCUAAGCUCUCCAAGAAUCUGCCUCCUGAUCUUCAAAAGCUUAGGUGUAAGGUAGCCUUUCAUGCCUUAAGAUUUGCUGCUCCAAUCCGGGAGCUUGGAAACCGGCUUGCUAGGAGAAUGUGGAUUGAAGGUCCGUACGUAGCCAUCCAUCUCGCCCUAGAGAAGGAUAUCUGGAUCAAAACGGGAUGCCUGACCGGUUUAGGAUCAGAAUACGACGAAAUUAUCGACAGGGAAAGGGAGUUUUCCCCAGAUUUCCUCACUGGGAUGUUGAACAUGAGCAGCAGUCUAAGGAGACUUGCUGGACUUUGUCCUCUCAAUGCACUAGAACUAGCCCGGUUGCUGAAGGCACUUGGAGCACCAAAAGAUGUGCGAAUAUACAUUGCAGGAGAGCAGCCAUUUGGUGGCAGCCGAGCUCUGGAGCCACUGGUGGCAGAAUUCACCAACUUAGUGACGAAGGAGAAGCUGGUGAAAGAAGGAGAGCUCGCACCCUACAUCAACCGGUCAUCUGUUCUGGCUGCCAUUGACUACACGGUCUCCCUGAGCAGCAAUGUCUUCCUUCCUUCUCACGGUGGAGACAUGGCCAGAGCCCUGCAGGGCCACCGGGCAUAUGUGGGGCAUAGGAAGUUCAUAAGGCCCAGCAAGAGCGCCAUGCUGCCUUUCUUCGAUAAAGCUUCAUCGAUCUCUGAUGCAGAGUUCAGCAGCAUCAUGAAGAAGCUGCAUAGAGGAUCUCAGGGGCAGCCGGAGCCAAGGACUAACAAGAGAGACCGGGAUGUGAUAGCUUACCCUGUGCCGGAGUGCAUGUGUAAUCACUAA